Messenger RNA from Platichthys flesus (European flounder), 2465 nucleotides. It is a transcript of the gene bbs1, whose product is annotated as Bardet-Biedl syndrome 1. The transcript has 7 exons. Gene Ontology annotation, biological process: protein localization to cilium; non-motile cilium assembly. NCBI's taxonomy places the organism in Eukaryota, Metazoa, Chordata, Actinopteri, Pleuronectiformes, Pleuronectidae. The record is from RefSeq and is a predicted model, not a curated record. Gene Ontology annotation, cellular component: axoneme; centrosome; BBSome. Gene Ontology annotation, molecular function: patched binding; smoothened binding. The coding region runs from base 159 to 1904 and encodes 581 amino acids.
GUUGAUGACAUCAUCAUAGGAGGACGGCGCAGAUCAGGAUCAGGAUCAGGACCCGGACCAGGAUCAGGACCAGGACCCAGACCAGGACCAGGACCCGGACCCGUACCAGGACCUGGACCAGCAGCUGCUCCUGUCAGACGUGUGAACAGGUCGUGGUCAUGUCUGAGUCGAGCAGCGAUGGAGGGAAGUGGCUGGACGCUCACUACGACCCGGUGGCCGGCCUCUUCAGCUUCUCGUCGUGCGUGGACCUGGCGGACCUGAGCGGGGACGGGGAGAGUCGGCUGGUGGUCGGAGACCUGGGCUCAGGUUCAUCGGGCAUGAAGCUGAAGGUGUACCGGGGGACGGCGCUGCUGAGUGAGAGCACCCUGCUGGACCUUCCCUCUGGCCUUGUCGCCUUCUUCAUGGACCUGCACGAGCCACGCGUCCCCGCUGUGGCCGUGGCGUCCGGACCCUGCGUCUACGUCUACAAGAACCUGAGGCCGUACUUCAAGUUCACGCUGCCCGGUCUGGAGGUCAAUACGCUGGAGCAGGACGUGUGGCAGCAGGCGAGGGAGGGUCAGAUCGACCCUCUGACCCUGAAGGAGAUGCUGGAGAGCAUCAGGAAGAAGGCCGAUGUCCCCCUGUCCGUACGUUCGCUCAGGUUUCUCUCUCUGGAGACCAACGACAUGGACGAGUUCGUCCAGCUACACAAACAGCAGCCAAUCAGACGACAGACGGUCAUCACCUGCAUCGGGACCCUGAAGAAGAGCACGGCCGACGAGGACGGCGUCAGCUGUUUGGUGAUCGGGACCGAGAGCAGCGACGUGUACGUCCUGGACCCCGAGGCCUUCAUCAUCCUGUCCAAGAUGACGCUGCCGGCUCCUCCCACCAUGAUGGAUGUGACGGGUCAGUUCGACGUGGAGUUUCGCAUCACGGUGGCGUGUCGCAAUGGAAACAUCUACAUCCUGCGCAGGGAGUCGGACAAACCGAAGUACUGCGUGGAGCUGGCAUCUCACCCGGUCGGGCUGGUCAGAGUCGGGAAGAACGUCGUGGUCGGCUGCAGCGACGAGAGUCUGCAGGGUUUCACGCAGAAGGGGAAGAAGCUGUGGCAGACCAUCCUCCCUGCUCCCAUCACCACCAUGGCGGCCAUGGACCUUCCCACUCGGGGGUUCCAGGCGGUUCUGGUGGGCCUUGCUAACUGUGAGGUGCAGCUGUACCGAGACAAGAACCUGCUGAGCACCAUCAAGACGCCAGACGUGAUCACCAGCAUCUGCUUUGGCCGGUACGGACGGGAGGACGGGACGCUGAUCAUGACCACCAAGGGAGGUGGCCUGAUGGUGAAGAUCCUGAAGAGGACGGCGGCCUUCGCCGACAGGGACAGCGCCCCCGGGCCGCCGCUGGCCCAGAGCGUCCGCCUCAACGUGCCCAAGAAGACCAAGCUGUAUGUGGACCAAACGCUGCGGGAGCGGGAGAACGGUGUGGCCAUGCACCGCGCCUUCCAGAUGGACCUGAGCCGCAUGCGACUCGCUGCUGCCAAAGCUUACGUCAAGGCCCUGGAGUCCAGCCUGUCGCCGGUGUCCUCCAGCCUCUCCGAGCCGCUGAAGAUGAACGCCGUGGUUCAGGGUCUGGGUCCGUCCUUCAAACUGACCCUGAACGUUCAGAACACGGCGGCCUGUCGGCCCGUCAUGGACCUGGCCAUCAGCUUCCUGUACGACGAGAGCCUGUACCGCAUGAAGCACCCGUACAUGAGGAUCCCGCUGCUGGUGCCCGGACUCGUGUACCCCGUCCAGACCUUCGUGGAGUGCACCAGCGACAAGGGCAUCUCUGACAUCAUCAAGGUGUUCGUCCUGCACGAGGGGAAGAGCUGCCCCCUGCUGACCGCCCACAUCAACAUGCCGGUGAGCGAGGGGCUGAUGCUGAACUGACCGAGUUAAAACAGGAACCCGGCCGAGCAACGUUUGGAAACUGAAAGUUAAAAAUCAUUAGAUCAGAAUCCGGAGGCAAAGAAAGAGAAACACAAAACUGAAAAAAAUGAUUUAAGUUCCACUUGAUGAAUGAAUGUUGUUCAUAUUAAUCUUGAAUAAAUAAAAGCACCUUCUUCUGACUUUUUUUAAAACAGCAAAGUCAAACGGUUUCAUCUGUCCAAUCAGAUUCUGUUCUGUUAGUCACAUGAUACCAAACGCAGUGACCAGUUCACAUUCGUUUCUUUCUUUACCUCCAAACCAGGAUGACGUCAUCAUCAUUAGUCGUGUUUAUAGAAAUGUAAGAUGAGACGUUGAUUCAUCAGGUGAAUGUAGGUUUUUGUGUCAAUGUUUUUCACUUUGUUGUUUAGUUCAGUUAUGAUUGUAAUGUAACAAAGAUUCAUGUAGUUUCAUGAACUUAACUCAGGGAUAAAAAACAUGAACACAACACAUGUUCUUAAAUUCUGUUUUUUUCUAGAUGAAGUCUGGUUUGUAGAAAACUGUAAUAAACUUAUAGUCAACACA